Paramecium octaurelia is the source of this 3741-nucleotide messenger RNA. The record is from the annotation of a GenBank genome assembly. Lineage: Eukaryota; Ciliophora; Oligohymenophorea; Peniculida; Parameciidae.
AUGAAUAUUAAAUAAUUGUUUGAACUUUAAGAAUAAGAUGCUGACAAAUUGCCAUUGUUAUUACAAACAAUAUCACAUUCCAAGAAUGAGGAACACAUCCGUAAAGCAAUAAAUAUAAUUCAAUAAUUCAACCAGACGUUCAAUCCUGUAAUCAAAAUUAUCUAAAUUUAAGAAUCAAUAACUCAGUAUUAUUGACUUUAUCAACGAAAUCAAAAAGGAAUAAGAUAUCGCCAUAGACAUCAAAUUGAUAUCCACAUUGCUUCACAUCAUUGAUAUUAACUGGAUGCAGAAUUGUACAAAAGUAUUUUAUUUUAAAUAUACUCAAAAAAAUAGCUUUUCAAUUUAUUCCUAACGUACACAGUCUCAGAAAACUCAAUCGUCCAAUAAUCUGCUAUCUAGGGAAUCCUCUUGAUCGUCUCACUCAUACAAGGAGAUUAAUUAUUAGAGUAUUUAGAAAUUUUCUUUUUAAUCCUCCAAGAUAAAAAUUAAACAAAAAUCAACAGCAACCUCAACACCAUCCUUUGUAAUUGAUUUUGUAAUUUAGGCAAGGAUAUCUUCAUUAUUCUGCUGAAAAAUGGUAGAACAUACAAGAAUUAGGAAUUCUACUCAUCCAAACUAUAUAAUUAUUUAUUAUCCUUAGACAUAUCGAUGCAAUCAAAUCAAUUAUCAAGUAACAACUGCUAAUAAAUUUAGAAAUUAACUCUGUUUUUGUGAUAUCAACAUACAUCCUCAUGAUGGAAGACCACAUAUAAUUACUAGACUAAAUAAUCAAUUUAUAUGCAAAAUCACAAUAAAAGGAUAUUAUAAAAAUUGCUAUUCAUGAUGCUUUAUUGUACCUAUAUCAAAAUGAGUCUAUCAUUACAAAAUUGUUCACAUAGAAAAUAAAAAACAGUUCAAAUAGUAACCAUUUAAUUGUCAUUUUAGGCUAUCACGAAUAAAUAUUUAAAACUUUUUAUAAUAGCACCAUGCUGCACAUAUAAGAAUAUGAAUAAAUUCAAUCCUAAAAAUCAAGCAGUUUGAUUGUGAAUUUCAGCGUUAAAUAUUUAGAAUUUAUUAAUACUGUUGUAUUUAAUAAAUAUAUAUAGCAAUUAAGUAAAUACUGAUUGUUAUUAAUUUAGCCUCUCUAAUUAACGUUAACAUACAAUUCUUGAUUACCUAAGAUUAUGAUAAAAAUUACGUGUAAAUAUGUAGACCUAUGUUUAAACUAUUGAAGUAGAUCUUAUAAAUAUCAACUCAUCAACAAUGUGUGGAGCUGAAUGAGUAAUUAUAUAAGUGGAUUUAAUAAUCUAAAAAGGGCCAAGAGUUGAUGAUCAAAUUUUUGUCCUAAAUUUCAGUACCUGAUUUGAAUUCUAUUAAUGCAAGAAAAGAAAUCAACAACAAUUGGAUAAUUAGUUAUAACAUCUUGUGUGAAUGUAUCAAACAUUAUAUGAGUGAAUUUUCGCCUAAAAUAUGGAAUUAGAUUUUCUAAACUAUGUAAAGGAUUGAAAUGAUCAACUUUUCAAAAGAUGAAAUAAUGAAAUUCUUUAUCAAUUCCUCUGAAUAUGAUGAUUAGACAUUGAUCAAAAUUAUGGAUGGUUUAAACUAACUUGCUUUAUAAAUAGUUGAAAAAGUUUAGAUAAAUAGUAAUACAACUGACAUCAAUUAAACCUACAAGCAAUUUGCAAUCGACAAAAUUGUACUCAUUGUAUAAGUGAAUGUUUUUAGAUUGGAGAAGAUUUGGUAAACAGUAGAAGCCUUGCUAUUAUGUUUAUGCUAAUCUAAAUCAUAGGAAAUGAGACUUUACUCUUUGAAUAGUUUGAAGAGCAUCAUUUGUUAAUGCUUUAAUAACAAAUAUCUAAAAAUUGAUCUAUUCAAUGCUAUGUAUGAAUUGAUAAAUUCGAGGUUUGAUGAUGUGGUUGAAUAUAUAAUGAACCUGUUGUAUUUGUUAAUAAAGGAAUAGCAAAUAUCUGAUACAUUGUACAUUGAUUUAAUUAAGGUGUUUGAAACAUUAUUGAAUGAAAAGGAAGAAUUUAUACACUUAUUAUUAUGUUUGAAUUGUUUGAGUGAACUAAUCUUUAAUUAAUUAGACUAAUUAAAUGAUUAAUGUUUGAUGAGAAUGGCAAGUAUUUGUGUGUAUCUCACAAAGUAUUUGUCGAAAUAAUACUAAAAUGAAAUCAAACAUAAAAUCAUUUGUAUGUUAUGGCAGUUAUAAUUAAAAUCAAUUUAGCAUAAAAUAAACAAUCCUGGUCUAUGGAAUAUGUCCUUAAAAUUAAUCAAAGACACUAUGGAUAAUUAAGAUGAUUUAAAAUUUGCAGCUUUGCACAUUGCUUCUUAGUUAUGUUUGAAUUCAUAAAAUGAAUAAUUUAAUGAAAUCUAUGAAUUAUUUGAAGAGUUAAUGAAUAAUUGUAUAGUUCAAUAUUUAAGGAUAGAAUUCUAAUAAAUCAGUUUAUUUAGCACCACUCCUAGAUUUAAUCAUAAUAAUUUAAUUGAGACUCCUAAAUUUUAAAUUUAAUCAAUAAAAUUUGAUAAGCAAACAGUAAAUGAAUAAUACAAACAAUCACUGGAGAUUUUGAAAUUAUGCAUCUCUCUUUGGGCUGAAAUAGUCAUUUAGAAGGAAAAAUAUGAUAAAUUCUAUUACCACAUCCAGUCUUUUAACUAAGCACAAUUAGUUUAUAUCAAGCAUGAAAUAAUUAUGGCGCUGUCAAAAAUUUUGGAGCAUACAACCUAACAAAUAGAAAUAUCAUUGGAUAUUCUCAAUUCCUUAUUGGAUAAUGAUUAAAUUGACACCCAAUAUUUUAUAGAUAAUGACACAUUUCAUUAUAUUUGUUAAAUAUUGAGUAGAGGAUUUGGAAGCCAAUAACAAAAGUCAUUUAUUAUAAGUUCCAAAUUGAUGGCCUUAGUAUGUAAUGAAAAUUAUCUAUUUGAUAAUUCGAUUUUAAAAUCGUAUGUCUCGCAAUGUUUACCUGGAUAUGAUGUUUCAGAAGAAGAUGCUCUUAAGUGGUUAAAUUUUAUAUCAGAGUAAUUCUCCUCAAUAGGAGUUCAAUUAAGAUUUCACAAACUAUUAGAAAUGCUCUGCACUUCCUAUGAUAUCAUUAUUAGAUAGAAAUUGACGGAGAGAAUGGUUGAACCAACAGUAAAAUUCAUUAGAUCCCUCAUAAUCUAAUUAAAUGUAACUAUUAUUAUUAUUUUAAAUAGAAAUGCUAAAGAUUUUUAAAUGAUAAUUCCGAAAGACUAUAAAUAACAUUUAUCAAUAAGAUUAAAUAGUUGAUUUCUUAAAUAAUUACAUUCUUAAAAUAAGAUGUGUUAAGAUAAAUAGUGGAACCUAUUCUAAUGUAGAAUAAGAAGAUUUAUGAGUGGGUUCAAUAUUUUUUAUCCCUUCAAUACAAUGAAGAAUAAGAGAUGGUCAUUGUCGAAUUAAUAACAACGUUUUACAUAAAUUAGAUAAUUACAAAGGAAAAUAUAUCAUAAUAAACAACAAUAAUAAACAUUAUAAGUCUAUUUUAAAACAAUAAUAAUCUGAACAAUAAGAUUUUAGAGACUAUCAAACCUACUUUGUUGUCCUCUAUAUAUUCUAAUUUAGCUUAAUUUAUAGAGGAAACAGAAAGAAAAAAUGAGGAAAUUCAUAAUAUGGGUUUAAUGCUUGAUUUUUUGUAUUUUCAAGAGUAGAUAUUGCGCCCAGGAAUUCUGCAAUUUAUAAAAUGUGAAUAUUUGGAUUUGAGAUUAAAGAUUGUACAAUUGCUUAAGAAGUUUAAGCCUUAGUGA